Messenger RNA from Rotaria socialis, 1362 nucleotides. The record is from the annotation of a GenBank genome assembly. Lineage: Eukaryota; Metazoa; Rotifera; Eurotatoria; Philodinida; Philodinidae.
AUGGCAUCUGAAAAAGUAACAAUUGAACAAGCGGUCCAAAAAUUAUCGGAAGCAAAUAACAACAGCAAUACGCGUCUGAAUGCGCUCGAGGCAAAACUAGAUGAAAUUCACCUCAAUUUAAUAGAACAGCAUAAAAAUAUGAACAUGGACGUACCAAAUGAAAUGAUGAAUGUACAAGAAAAAAUGAUAAAUCAAAUCGAAACCAUUCAAAAAAGAACAGAAGAAUUGCAAGCCACAACAACGUCCAAAUUAGAAGAAAAACAACAACAGUGGGAGCAAUUAACAAACAAUAUUCGAGAUAUGAGAACAGAAAUGAAAACAAAUUGUGAGGCGCUGGAAACAAAAGCAUUACGAAAAAAUGAUCAAAAUCAACUAAUGGAAGAGAACGUAUCCACGCCUCACACACAACUUAAUUCAUCAGCAAUCAAUGAAUCAUUUGAUAAUGGUGAAUCCGAUCACCACAAUAUAACAGAACAAAGACAACAGGCUGAGAAUAAUGCACGACAAAUGUUAUUAAAUGAACGUCCCGCUCAAACAGCACACACCAUCAUUAUCCCACCAUCAUCAUCAAUACCAACAUUUAGUGGAAGCACCUUUGAAAGUCCUCGUACGGUCCUUGAGUGGUACUGCCAACUACGUGUCUCAAAUCGACGUCCACAAGCUUGGAUCGAAUUCAAGAUAAUUUUUCUCAAUCAAUUUAACUCACCAAUCCGACGUGCACGACAAGAACAACAAUGGAAAGACUGUAAACAAGAAGAAGAUGAAACAAUUAAUGAGUUCAUCGUUCGACUUCGUGCCCUCUGGCAAGAACAAAAGCCGAAUGAAACAGAAAAUGAUCCCAUCCGACACCUGAUGUGUAAGAUGAGAAACAAUUUAUUAACGAUGAUUGGAAUAUCCCGAUGUGAAUCAUUAGAUGAAAUUAUCACUGAAGCUCCAAAAAUUGAAGAAAUACUCUAUCAGCGAAACAAACAACAACAUAGAAAUGAUAACCACGACUUAUUGCACAAUGAUAUAGCAACAACAGCAAUGUAUAACAACGAUGAUCAUCACGAGGUGCAAACAAUGUUAGCUCAUCAAACGAACCAACAAACAAAAUCAAACAACAGAGGAAAUUUUACGUCGAAUAGAAAUGGCAAUUAUAAUGUCACACCUCGACAAUCAUAUUAUUCAACACAAGGCACACGUAAACAACGCAACUUAUAUUCAUUAAAUGAGACAAAAUGUUACAUGUGUGGAAGAAAAGGACACUUCAGAAAAGACUGUCCAUAUCAAUACAAUACUUAUCAACAACAGAAUACUUGGCAUUAUUCAAAAAACGCCGAUGGAGCGCACGAUGGACGGGACCAUGGCGCUCCAAACUAA